Messenger RNA from Alnus glutinosa, 811 nucleotides. Its product is annotated as thioredoxin-like protein YLS8. Gene Ontology annotation, biological process: mRNA splicing, via spliceosome. Lineage: Eukaryota; Viridiplantae; Streptophyta; Magnoliopsida; Fagales; Betulaceae. Bases 133 to 561 code for a protein of 142 amino acids. Gene Ontology annotation, cellular component: U4/U6 x U5 tri-snRNP complex; U5 snRNP; spliceosomal complex. The transcript is spliced from 2 exons. The record is from RefSeq and is a predicted model, not a curated record.
ACACGUGGUUUCAUACCAUUGGAGGUUUCAACAAGUCUCUCAUUGGGCUUCUAGAGGCUUCCUUGGAUCCGAAGGCUACACACCUCACAAAAACGUUUGAAUCGAAACGCAGAAAGGAAAGAGAAACGGAGGAUGUCAUACCUGCUACCACACCUGCACUCUGGAUGGGCCGUAGAUCAGGCCAUCCUGGCCGAGGAAGAACGACUCGUCGUCAUUCGCUUCGGCCACGAUUGGGACGAGACCUGCAUGCAGAUGGAUGAAGUGCUGGCAUCUGUUGCUGAGACAAUUAAGAACUUUGCUGUUAUUUAUCUUGUGGACAUCACGGAGGUGCCCGAUUUUAACACAAUGUAUGAGCUGUAUGACCCAUCCACAAUCAUGUUCUUCUUCAGGAACAAGCACAUUAUGAUUGACCUUGGCACUGGAAAUAACAACAAGAUUAACUGGGCUCUCAAAGACAAGCAAGAGUUCAUUGACAUUGUGGAGACGGUCUACCGUGGGGCAAGGAAGGGACGGGGUCUGGUGAUUGCUCCAAAGGACUACUCCACCAAGUACCGCUACUAAGUCCAUGUGCUAGUUGUAUUUGACUUGAGGUUUGUAAGAUCAGAUCUUGAAAACCUGUUGCAUAAUAUUGCACAUUCUCUGGAAGUUGUUGAUUCGAAAAUUUGUAAGAUUAGAUCUUGAAAGCCUAUUGCUUGAAACUUGAGUUCUCUAAAAAUCAAUGUUUGGUGAUAUCCUUGAUUCAAGGAAUUUCACAAGGAGUGGAAAUGCUCUAUUUAAAUUAAAUAAUAGCCCUAGCAUUUAAAAUCCAAAA